UCCAUCUCCAAUGUUGAUUGCCGGUAGAGGAAAUUGGAGGAAUUUUUUGUGGACUUAAUCAACAACAGCAACCCGUUUUUAAAUAUACCGGUUUAAAAAGAUAAUCAAUGAUCUAUAUAGUCAAAAAUAUCAUGUUCCAUAUUGCUCUAAAUAUAAAAGACUGUGCAUCAUAAAAGUGUUCUAGAGCACGUAAGCAUCAGUAAAAACUUACAUAUAAAAUCGACCAAGGAACCAAAACACAAAAGCAAGAAUAACAUACUGCACAGAAUGGAUUUAGUCAACAAAAUAAUUCAAAUAAGUUUUUUUUAUUUAACUAACUAAAAUUAUAUUCGCCCUACAUAUACUUAUGCAUAUAUAAAUACUACAUCUAUUGAAAACGAUAUUGAGAAUCAGAAUUUGGGCAGUAGUUUCAUUGUCACUUUCUUUAACUAAGGAUCUUUUGAAAAUUAUCUCCUCGUUUCGAAAAUUUAGUAGAAUUAAAAACGUUUUUAAAUAUCCUAUUAAAACGGAUAUAUCUUUUCGCGUUAAAAGCAGAAUAUUAUAAUUAUGUCUGCACAAGUAUCAUCAAAUAUUUUAAAUGACAGCUCUAAAGAAACCAUUUUGAAAAUGAAUACUUUACAAAGUCAUCAAAUUAUUGACAAAUCAAAAGCUCAUAAUACGCUACCCCUAUCAGAGGAUCCACGGACACUGCAAUUGGCUUUGGAGCUUUCAUUAGUCGGCUUAAAGGACAGUCAGCCAUGUUACACACAACCCUCUGAAUCGAUAUCUUUACCUUUAGGAGCACAAAAUAACUUUGAUUUAAGUAAUAUUAAUGUGUCUGCAUUUUCAAAACCAUUGACACAUAAUGGACUUUUAUUAGCCAAUACCGCCAUUGCUGUUUCUUUAGAUGAUCGGUCAAAAAAGUCUCAAAAUAUGACCGAAUGCGUUCCAGUUCCCAGUUCAGAACAUGUUGCCGAAAUUGUUGGUAGACAAGGUUGCAAAAUAAAGGCCUUGAGAGCCAAAACCAACACUUACAUUAAGACACCAGUACGAGGAGAAGAACCGGUUUUUGUGGUAACUGGCCGAAAGGAAGAUGUAAAUAAGGCAAAGCGGGAAAUACUAUCUGCUGCUGAUCAUUUUAGUCUAAUACGCGCAUCAAGGAAACCUUUCAGCGAUGGACAAAACAGCGGAUCAAUAGCAAGUGAUUCCUGUAGCAACAUAAGUACGAUUUCCCGAAUGCAGGCUGGACCUCCUUGUAUUCCUGGGCAAAUUACUAUUCAAGUAAGAGUGCCCUAUCGAGUUGUGGGACUUGUUGUUGGGCCAAAGGGUGCAACUAUAAAACACAUACAACAUGAAACGCAAACUUAUAUCGUUACACCAUCUCGUGAAAAGGAACCUAUUUUUGAAGUUACUGGCUUGCCAGUGAAUGUAGAUUCUGCACGAAAGCAGAUAGAGGCUCACAUUGCUCUUCGCACUGGUUCAGGGUUUGGGAAUUUUUCUGGCAAUACCGUACAAGAUAGUGAAUCUGUCGACAUUAAUGAUUUUGGAAGUUUACCUCCAACAAAUUCUCUUGCUCAGAUACUGAACGAUGAUAUAAAUUCCGAAAAAUUAUCAUCUAUAUACACAAAUUCUUUACCAUCUUUAGAAUAUUUAGAUAACAAAAUAAGUAAUGUUGCAAACGAAAUAGAUAAUAAAAAUAUUAAUAAUAUUAAAACUUUUCCAUACCAUCACGUAAAUAACUGCAGUCAAAAAAUUAAGUUCGCUGAUUUAGAUUUAAUAACAACUAUAACGGAAACAAGUACUUCUGAUAAACAAUUUUCAAAGAAGCAGAAUGUGUUUCGUAAUGGGAUAGGCAAAGCUUCAUCGUUGUGUCCGUCAGUAUCAAACACUUCGUCAAUACAAUCUAACUCUGCGGCAACUAUUUUAACUCGAUCUUGUUCAUCUGCAUCGUCUACAACUUCAACGAAAAGUACGAAUAACAGGCCCAACACGCCACCAGAAAUGGUAAAUAUAUGGAAAAAUAUAGGAGAUUCUAUUGACAUCGAUGAGGGAAUAGGCGACUCACCUAGCAUUUGGAAUCAAUCAAAUAAUAUUUUACCCACCGCUCAUUGCUCACCUACAAUUUCAAUAAGCCCAACAGACUCACUUCUAGGCCUUGGCAACCACGGAUCAAAAAAAAAAAAUCGUAAUCAUGAAAAGGAGACACCAUUUUUUAACAACCAUAAACAACCAAUACAAACCAAUCAAGUCCAGCACUCUGAAGAUAAAUUAUCUAUUCACCGCGAAUGCUUUGUUUGCAAUGAAAAUGAAGUUACUACUGCUUUAGUUCCCUGUGGUCACAAUAUGUUUUGUAUGGAAUGUGCUAAUCAGAUUUGCAUUUCCAUUGAUGCAAUUUGCCCAGUUUGUAGUUCAAUAGUUUAUCACGCCAUGCGAAUUUUAGGCUAAUUACCUGGUACGUGUAGGGUACAAGGGUAUAUUGUUUUCGUGUAAUUUUAUGUAAAAUAGAGAAGGAAUCAUCUCCGUAAAAAAAAUCUGUCCCACAAAGUAUAUAUAUUCAUGAUCAGCAACAGCCGAGUCGAUGUAGACAUGUCCGUCUGUCUGUAUGAACGCGUGGGUCGCGAGACUACAAGAGAUAGAACUAUAGGAUAGAGCUAUAGACUACAAGGCUAGAGCUAUAAUGCACACGCGUUUGAUGUUGGUUUCAAGUUUUUGACACGCCCCCAACCAACGAACCAACCCAACCCCAACCAAUUCCGAUCUCUCAGUUGAAUGGCAAUUAUACGAUAUAGUCGGCUGAUUCUUAUGAAAAUUGGUAUGUGGUAUUAUUUUGAUUGUGGUAUUGUUGUGUAUGCGUAUCAGCAAAAAACAAUGGAAGCAGAGCAUUCACUGCAAAAAAAAACGUAGUUUUUAAUUUAAUUUUUUGUUAGUUAAAAAGUUGGAAUUUUUUUGUAUUAUC
Molecule: messenger RNA, 2935 nt
Organism: Drosophila bipectinata
Lineage: Eukaryota; Metazoa; Arthropoda; Insecta; Diptera; Drosophilidae
Product: RNA-binding protein MEX3B
Molecular function (GO): RNA binding
Source: RefSeq, a predicted model, not a curated record